Phanerochaete carnosa HHB-10118-sp is the source of this 582-nucleotide messenger RNA. RefSeq lists its product as uncharacterized. Bases 1 to 582 code for a protein of 193 amino acids. The transcript is spliced from 10 exons. The record is from RefSeq and is a predicted model, not a curated record. NCBI's taxonomy places the organism in Eukaryota, Fungi, Basidiomycota, Agaricomycetes, Polyporales, Phanerochaetaceae.
AUGAUGCUUCUACAGGACUGUACACCGCUUAAUAUUCUCACUUGGGCACCCAUCCUCAUUGGACUCGUCCAGACUGCAGUUUUCUCUGCCCUACGUGUCUUUGCUGUCUGGGACAGGAGCUACACCUGGUCACUCAUAGUGUUUGCGCUGAGUAUGGUACCAUUCCUGACGAACCUGGUUAUUGCGGCGGUGUCGAAGUACCGUUCUGUCACGAAUCUGCUCUUCGAAGUGACGUGCAUAUUGGAGAUACCGUUGUCCGCACAGGCAGCCACCAUGACAUUCGGACACUGGAGGCGCGCCCGCAGGCUCAACCUUAGGGUAUCGCUGACGGCUUGUCUGCUACGCGACGGAACGUUUUAUUUCGUAACUCUGUUAGCGAUAGGUGUUGUCCAAUUAGUUACCGCAAACUUCCCUCCGGACCUAACGCUUGUGGGAGCGUUCGUCACGACUCUGCCCCUGGUGCUCAUUAACCGCUUCAUGAUUAACCUACGAGCGGUUGAUUUGGAGCCGCUUGACUACUCUGAGGUCAGCGAGUCUACUGGGAAAUAUUGGAGGGACGCUGCAGGAUUGUUCGAGCAGUGA